This is a messenger RNA of Vitis riparia (riverbank grape), 1334 nucleotides long. RefSeq names its product diaminopimelate epimerase, chloroplastic. The record is from RefSeq and is a predicted model, not a curated record. Gene Ontology annotation, cellular component: cytosol; cytoplasm. The coding region runs from base 66 to 1178 and encodes 370 amino acids. Gene Ontology annotation, molecular function: diaminopimelate epimerase activity. The transcript is spliced from 9 exons. NCBI's taxonomy places the organism in Eukaryota, Viridiplantae, Streptophyta, Magnoliopsida, Vitales, Vitaceae.
UUUCACCCACCACCAUUGUCGCUUUGACUAGGCAGAGGUAGACGCAGAGAGAGAAGCGCAGAGCCAUGGCCAUAGCAGCCACCAUUUCCCUCCGUCUCACUUCCCCCACACGCCACUCCGUCACUCGCCGCUCUCUCACCUCUCUCAACGUCUCCCCCUCUUCUUCUUCGUCUUCUUCUUCUGUUCAACCAAGUUUUCUCACAUUAAAGACCGUCGCUUUUCGAAACCCUAAAUUUCGCGUUUCCGCUACUUCCAUGAGUAUCGAAGCCCUUGAGAAGGGCUCUCAGACUUCUUUUCUGGACCGCAAAGAAAGUGGAUUUCUGCAUUUCGUCAAGUACCAUGGCCUCGGCAAUGACUUCAUCUUGGUAGAUAAUAGGGAUUCUUCUGAGCCUAAAUUAACUCCGGAGCAAGCAGUGAAGCUAUGUGAUCGGAACUUUGGGAUUGGUGCUGACGGUGUGAUCUUCGCCAUGCCGGGGAUCAAUGGCACUGAUUAUACAAUGAGGAUUUUCAAUUCUGAUGGCAGUGAACCUGAGAUGUGUGGUAAUGGAGUACGAUGCUUUGCCAGAUUCAUCGCAGAGCUUGAAAAUUUGCAUGGGAAGCAAAGUUUUACUCUGCACACUGGUGCUGGUCUAAUUGUUCCUGAAAUCCAAGAUGAUGGGAAGGUUAAAGUUGACAUGGGCGAACCCAUACUUAAAGCAUUGGAUGUACCUACAAAAUUACCUGCAAACAAGGAUCAAUCUGUUGUUAAAUCAGAACUAAAUGUAGAUGGUGUAUCCUGGAAUGUGACUUGUGUUAGUAUGGGAAAUCCUCACUGUGUAACUUUUGGAACAAAAGGAGGCCAGAAUUUGCAGGUUGAUGAAUUAAAUUUAGCUGACAUUGGUCCAAAAUUUGAGCAUCAUGCUAUGUUUCCUGCUCGAACUAAUACAGAAUUUGUGCAAGUCAUCUCUCGUUCACACCUGAAAAUGCGUGUUUGGGAGCGUGGAGCAGGAGCAACUCUAGCCUGUGGAACUGGAGCUUGUGCAGUGGUUGUUGCAGCAGUUCUUGAGGGUCAUGCUGGGAGGAGUUGCACCGUGGAUCUGCCUGGAGGGCCACUGGAUAUUGAGUGGAGGGAGGAAGACAAUCAUGUGUAUAUGACUGGCCCAGCUGAGAUCGUGUUUUACGGUUCAGUGCCCCUCUGAGACGUGCAUGCUAAAUUAUUUACAUUAGAAGGAUUGAUUAUCUGACCUCACUUGAAUUUUUGUAGAAGUGUAUGUUAAAAGAUUAACCUGAAGUUUGAGAAUUGUAUGCUGCCUUUUUUAUUUGUAAAAUUUAACUCUUCUUCUUUACUGUUCUUA